AUGGGGAGACUAUGCUUUCCCAAUUGUAGGCUUGGCAGAAUGAUGGGUUGGCUUCAGAUUGUAUUGGGAGGGCUUGUUAUAAUUGUAAGCAUAUCGAGUCUCAUUAGGUUCUACUCAGCCGGAUUUUUCUUGCGAAAUGAAGCCACAUGCAACCAAUUUUAUGGGGUGAAGGAUGUUUAUGAUGGUUUUGACAUAAAAGCUUUGUCAGAUCGAAUUGGGGAAGUGCUGAAUAAGAUGGAAAGUUUGCAAGAAAAGCUGGAAUUGAAAGUACAAGAAAUGGAGAAGAAUAAAGAGGUCUUGCUUAGAAAUAAUAUCACAAGAUUGGAGUAUAAGAAGUAUUUGGAAUUGGAGGUGAUUAGGCCUCUAUAUAAUGCUCACAUUGCUCUUAGACAGAUUCGUCUACCUAGGGUUGAAGGGCUUAGGAACUCCACAGUGAAGGAGGAGCCUUUGAUUAAUACUUUUCUCAUUGAGGAGAUUAAGAAGUACAUAACCCCAAAAGAGAAUAGACUUGGGAAGAUUAACAUAUAUGGAACAGAGAGGAUAUACAACACAAUUGGGCAUGCAUGUGUUUUAUUUAAGAAAGAAUUGGAAGAGUACAUGGAUUAUGACAUUGGUUCUUAUUGUGAUGAUGACUGGAACCUAGCUCAGAAGCUCAUGGUUAAUGGUUGCGAUCCUUUGCCCCGACGGCGGUGCUUGACACGGGCCUCGAAAGUUUACCAGAAGCCGUAUUCAAUCAAUGAGUCUCUAUGGAGAUUGCCAGAUGACAGAAAUGUAAGGUGGAGCAACUACCAAUGCAGGAACUUUGCGUGUUUAUCGAGCAAGAACCCGAAGCAGGGUUAUUCGAAGUGUGCUGGGUGUUUUGAAAUGGAAAAGGAAAAGCUAAAAUGGGUGACUAAUAGCUCACUUCCUGUAGAUUUUCUGAUAAAUGAUGUUUUGGCAAUCAAGCCUGGGGAGAUAAGGAUAGGUCUGGAUUUUGGUUUUGGUACAGGGAGCUUUGCUGCAAGGAUGAGAGAACAUGAUGUUACAAUUGUCUCAACUGCUUUAAACCUUGGGGCUCCUUUCAAUGAGAUUGUUGCACUUAGAGGCUUAAUCCCUCUGCAUGUGACAUUGAAUCAACGGCUUCCAUUCUUUGACAACACAAUGGAUUUGAUUCACACAACUGGGUUUAUGGAUGGCUGGAUUGACCUUCUGCUGAUGGAUUUUAUCCUGUUCGAUUGGGAUCGGAUUUUACGGCCGGGAGGGUUGCUAUGGAUUGACAGAUUCUUCUGCAAUAGAAAAGAUCUGGAUGACUACAUGUACAUGUUCCUGCAGUUCAGGUACAAGAAGCACAAGUGGGCUAUUGCUCCUAAAUCAAAGGAUGAGGUCUAUCUUUCUGCAUUGUUAGAGAAACCUCCAAGAGCUAUUUGA
Corylus avellana is the source of this 1407-nucleotide messenger RNA. RefSeq names its product S-adenosyl-L-methionine-dependent methyltransferase. The record is from RefSeq and is a predicted model, not a curated record. NCBI's taxonomy places the organism in Eukaryota, Viridiplantae, Streptophyta, Magnoliopsida, Fagales, Betulaceae. Gene Ontology annotation, molecular function: methyltransferase activity.